AUGACUCAGUUAACGCCAGGUCAAAUUGGGACCAUAGAGGCGGUACAGCGAAUGUCCUCGGUUCUGUCAAUUCUCGGCGCAUCAUUCAUUAUCGUCACUUUCCUGGGGUCCCCACGAUUUCACAAGCCAAUCAACAGACUUGCAUUCUAUGCUGCAAUAGCAAACAUCCUUUGCACCGUUGCGACCUCAAUCGCUAGAGCCGGCCCAGCAGCUGGGCGAGGUUCUGCGUUGUGUAACAUGCAGGGAUUAUUUAUUCAAACGUUCCUGCAAUCCGAUGCCCUGUUCAUCGCUUUUAUGGCACUAAAUGUGUAUCUGACCGUCAACAGAAAAUUCAGCUCGCCUCAGUUGAGGAAAUUGGAGCCUUACUAUGUCGGAGCCUCAUUUGGAUUACCCCUGAUAUCGGGACUUGUUCUCCUCUUUGUGCGCUCACCCGGCAAAGGUCCUGUAUAUGGCGAUGCUACUCUUUGGUGUUGGAUUUCGCAAGAGUAUGAUGUUCUGCGUUUGGCGACCUUCUAUGGUCCCGUCUGGAUCAUUAUUCUUAUUACUUUCGUCCUCUAUGUUGCAGCUGGGAAAACAGUUUUUCGUAUGAGAACCGACCUUCGUCGGUUUGACCAAAGGCAUGGGCAUCUUCCAACCCAGUCCACCAGUCAGACCGAGCUUUCUUCAUAUGCCGCACCAUCCGGAAAGUCUCCUCUGUCGGCUAUUCAAAUGACCACGGUUACCCAUAUCGAUCAUGUGGAAAAGCCGGAACCGAUUGGAUGCACUUAUCUUGCCGGCGAAAAUGAGCCGUACAAGUACACAGUUACAAUUGAAGCAACAAGCCGUGAACGUCAAAAUCAUAUUCGAGACAACGAACACGAAUUCGAGGCCGAGUCGGUCGGUGACAUUGAGCAUGCUCCUAGUGAUCGCGAUGGUGAAGAGGAACUAGUUCCAGGACACGGUCGCUCACAUUCUGUUGGUUCAAUUACUACUUCUAAUUCGAGUACGAACAAGCCAUCAUUGACAGCGACUGAGACUGCUACUGCUGUUCCUGUUGCUCCACCUAAUUCAAACCGAAGAGCUCUUGCUGCAAACAGAAAGACUAUGAGAGCAAAUGCGGCUGCGUGGGCAUAUACUAGAUGCGCUUUCCUCUUCUUCAUCGGUCUCAUCAUUACUUGGGUACCGAGUUCAACCAAUCGUGUCUAUGCCUUGAUCCACCCCGAAAAGCAGGAAUUCGCUCUCUAUCUCACUGCUGCCCUCGUACUUCCAGCCCAAGGUUUAUGGAACUUCAUCAUCUACCUUGUAACAUCAUGGGCUAGUUGCAAACUGAUGUGGAGGGACAUAAGUAUCCACUUCGGCUUGGGGUUCCUCAGGAAGAAACCAUCUAUUGAAAGCAUUCCUAGAAAUCGAAUCAAGAUCGGAAGCCAAUAG
Orbilia oligospora ATCC 24927 is the source of this 1410-nucleotide messenger RNA. RefSeq lists its product as uncharacterized. Gene Ontology annotation, cellular component: plasma membrane. Lineage: Eukaryota; Fungi; Ascomycota; Orbiliomycetes; Orbiliales; Orbiliaceae. The record is from RefSeq and is a predicted model, not a curated record. Gene Ontology annotation, molecular function: G protein-coupled receptor activity. The coding region runs from base 1 to 1410 and encodes 469 amino acids. Gene Ontology annotation, biological process: cell surface receptor signaling pathway; adenylate cyclase-activating G protein-coupled receptor signaling pathway. The transcript has 5 exons.